Molecule: messenger RNA, 3036 nt
Organism: Aspergillus alliaceus
Lineage: Eukaryota; Fungi; Ascomycota; Eurotiomycetes; Eurotiales; Aspergillaceae
Product: non-ribosomal peptide synthetase
Exons: 1
Coding region: 1-3036 (1011 amino acids)
Source: RefSeq, a predicted model, not a curated record
AUGGAAGAGCUUCUUUCUCAGAGGGCAAAUGCAUCCCCGAAUGCAAUUGCAGUCAUAGACGGGCAGGUCGAAUUGACUUACCCAGAGUUGAUUGCACGGGCCGAUGUAUUAAGCCAGCAACUACGCCAGAAAUCGAUCAGCUUUCAAGAGCCGAUCGGUAUACUCCUUGGGUCUGGGCUCAAUCAGAUCAUUGCUCAGGUUGCUGUCCUUCGUGCUGGGGGAACAUGCGUGCCUAUCGAGCCGUCUAUACCCAAUGUGCGCUUAUUGGACAUGUUGCAUGGUAUAAGCAGCCAAUAUGUCAUCACCAAUAGAGUACUGGCGGAUAGGGUGUCAGAGUUUGAAGUUAUACCAGUGGAGAUUGCGAAUGAAAAGAAUGCACUUUUGGCUGUUAUGAGCACGGCUUCUGUGCUAACCGGAUGCCCUGAGAGUCAUCGUAGUCAUAUACUCUUCACUUCAGGAUCAACAGGGAAACCGAAAGCCGUUCAGAUCUCUGCCAGCAGUAUUCUUCACCUUGCACAUUCGACAAAAGUCACGCCCCUCAACCCAACAGAUCGUGUAGGUGCAUUCGUCAGCCCAGGGUUCGAUGUCUCUCUCUUUGAGAUUUGGGUUACGCUCCUCUCUGGUGCAACUAUUACCAUCAUUCCAAAUACCAUCGUCACAGACCCGUUUAUUCUAGGCAGGUUUUUAAGUGACUGGAAGAUAACGGUUGUCAUGGUACCGACCGCUCUUUUCAAUACUAUCUGCCUGCACUCCCCAUCAACCUUUUGCGGUUUGCGCCAUGUUCUCGUAAUUGGUGAAGCUGCGAACGUCAACGUAAUGCGCAAGGUACUCACAUUCGGCGCACCACAGCACCUAUGGAAUGCUUAUGGGCCAGUGGAGGCCACGACAUUUUCCAGUUUGCAACUGGUCAGUGUGGGCGAGACUCAGCGUGAACGAAUUGGCAUUGGUGAGCCUGUUGGUCAGACUCGGUUCUGCCUGAUGGAUGAUCAACUUAGACCCAUCUUCAACACAAAUCAAGCAGGAGAGAUCUGCAUUUCUGGUCCUGGAUUGUCACAAGGAUAUGUUAAUCAGCCUAAUGAAACCAAUAAGCGAUUCAUUUACUGCAGCACCCAGAUGCUGGGACAGGAUUCGGAUGCGUCUAUCCGAGUAUAUCGAACAGGUGACAUAGGAAAGUGGAGGAUCCCACUACAAAGCAUGGAUUACAUUGGAAGGGCGGAUAAACAGAUCAAACGGUCUGGAUAUCGGGUUGAAUUAGGUGACAUUGAGCGGACGUUGGAGCGGAACCCAUAUAUCAAAGCAAGUGUAAUGCGCCAUCCCACCGGUGACUCAGACAUUCUUGUUGCAUAUGUAAUCCCUGAGUCAUGGGAAGACGACUUUCGACCCGAAGACCUCAUCAGCUGGGUAAAAGAAAGGCUACCUCCUUACAUGGUUCCGAAUCAAAUCAAACGACUCAAGAAGUUUCCGCUAACGUCCAAUGGCAAAGUUGAUCAUAAUGCGCUAGAUCCCAGCAAUGCCCAUGAGAACCCCCAGGAAGAUGGGUCAGAAAAAGCUCAUGUCGAUCUGAAGGACUCUAAAUCGACAAAUAUGCUCAACUGGCUUAAAUCGGCAAUGCAGGCCUUCCUCGGUGCUCCGGAUAUAAAUAUGAGCGACAACUUCUUCUCUCGCGGGUUCUCUUCCUUGCAAGCCGCCCAGCUCAUAGGUCAAAUCAGGCAACACCUUGGUAAAUCAGUGACUAUGGAGGAACUCCAUGCCAACCCAACAUUGGAAAGACUAAUUAGUCUACUCCGACAAACCAGCAAUGCCAGUGAUAGUUCUAUACAGAUCUCAAAGUUGGAGCAGGACUCCCAUCUGGCUGAUGAUAUACAAUUACUACCCGAAUGGCAAACCGACACAGAGGGUCGAGUUUUGAUUACAGGUGUUACCGGAUUCGUUGGCGCUUAUUUGCUACACUAUCUCUUGUCCCUACCAGCCGUUAAAAAGAUAGCCUGCCUGGCUAGAAGUCGUGGCGAGCUCACUGCUAGCGACCGCAUCCAAAAGGCACUGGAAAGGUACGACCUGUGGGAUUCUUCCUUAAAAAAGAUGCAGAAGAUCAUAAUAUUGGAGGGGGAUCUGGUUGACGAUACGCUGGGCUUAGGCGAAGACCAAUUUACCUGGCUCGCGAAUUGGGCUAGUGUUCUAUUCCAUGUCGGGGCUAAAACGAACUGGUGCGAGCCUUAUCGAAGCCAUUUUGAACCAAAUAUUAUCGGCACUAAGAACAUUAUCCGCCUAGCAGCUUCUGGGCGCCGCAAGCCACUACACUAUGUGUCUAGUAUCGAUGUAUGGAGCGUCACUGGGUUGAUCUUCGGCACCAAACGGGUCCGCGAAGAUGAACCGUUAAAACCACACUUAGGCUCUACACCCUACGACACCGGAUAUGCACAGAGCCAAUGGGUGGCUGAGGAGAUGGUAAGGCGAGUACGGGACCGAGGCCUGCCAGUAGCAAUAUAUCGUCCAGGGUUUGUUAUUGGAGAUAGUAAGCGUGCCGUGGGCAAUCCCGACGAUUUUUUCUCUCGAUUGAUCAUGGGCUGCAUUCAAUUGGGCUACUGGCCAGAACUACCACACCAGAGGUUAGAAUAUGUCACGGUGGACUACGUAUGUUCCGCAAUACUGCAUAUUGCCUCGAAGAAUCACAACCUCGGGCACUCGUACAGCCUAGUCUCACCCGACGUUACCCAGUCAGUUAACCUGGAAGAAACUUGUGUGCUUCUCAGCAAAGCGGGAUAUCCGGUCAAGCAGAUCCCAUAUCAGGAUUGGGUUCAGAAAGUUCGGGAAGCACCUGACAACCCUCUGGUUCCCCUGAUGCCCGUGCUAGAGGAGCCAAUUCUGCGAGACCUGACACGGCUCCAAACAAAGGAGCACACACCGGUUUACGAGGCUACUAAUACAGUGGAAGCGUUAGCCGACCGACCUGAUAUUCGAUACACUCCUCUGGACCACACGCUUCUUAGACGUAAGAUCGAGUACUGGAUCAAAAAGGGGUACCAUGAUUUGAAAUGA